CAUGGUUGCCUUUUUUUUGUGCGAUGUCCCCUUAAUCUAUGUGAAGUACCUGCUUCCCUUUCAGAGACGUUUGGUUUCCUUAGAAACAGUGUCUACUUGAGGGAACUGCCAUCUCGCGUCUCUCCUCGGUGGGAUAUAACCUGCGACCAAUAUCAACAAAGUUUUCCAACCCCUUAGGAACAAGUGAACACAUGGAAAUCUCUCUCAAACACGGUAACCGUCGAGGUAGAAACACGUUCUUAGCGCCCCGAGGACGCGCAGUCGUGCUGACAGACGGUUCAUUGACAAGGUGCCUUGACCAUAUGGCCGCGUCUGUAGGCUGAUUAGUCAGAUAAAACCAAGGCCGCACAGUCGACAUAAUCAGCAUUGAGGGAAGACACGGUCACUGCACAAUGCCAUUGAUCAAGCUGUCGGUUGAUGCCAGUCUCCAUCUUGAAUAGCCCUUCUUCCCCAAUCCAUCCAUCCUGCAAAUGACCACAGAUAAGCCAUGCGGACAUAGAUAAUCAUGAGCCCGAAUAAAGCACCUGAGUGGACAAGCAUGAAAAGGCUAAACCUCCACCUCAUUGCCUUCUUGCUCGGCUAUUUCAUGGAUGACGGCCUCUGUGGCCAGGCAAUCUGCAACAGAACGGCCCCUGGUGAGUGGCGCACGCAGCCCCAGAGCACCACUGUGAAAUGGACACUCAUGGAGAACACCUGCACCGGCUUGACCCAGUGCCACGGCGAGCAAAUUGGAGGGGAUGAGGGGGCGCAGUUGCAGCCGCCCAACGCCUCGUCGCCCGGCCUCUCACAGCUCUGCCCGUUGGAGCUGCAGCUGGGUGACGUGCUGUACAUGGUUGCAGAUGCUACGUUGGAGGAGUAUGGCCUCAACCUGGCGAACGGGUCAAAGGACGACUUUGACAACUGCUCCAUUGGGCAGCCUCAUCUGGCACAGUACCUGUUUUUUGGCGACAUGAACGGAACUGUGCCGGUUGAGCCAAAAUGGCUGACCUUGGGGGUGCACUACUUUGUAGCUUCCCAUGAAGGCAGCUCCCAGUUAUGCAAACUCGGCCUGCGGCUCAAAGUGUCAGUGAAAGAGCAGAACUGCCAGCACUCCCCUCUUGUGCGCUUGUGCUCAGGAAAUGGCAUUUGCAGGACAAACAUGCGGAGCCUCACAUACACUUGUGAAUGCUUAAAGCAUCACUCGGGAAGAUUUUGUGAGAAAUAUGACAUAUGCUCUGAAAACCCCUGCCUUAAUGGUGGCACGUGUGUGAGAAAUGGAUCCAGCGACCCAAAUGUUCACCGCUAUGAAUGCAAAUGCUCACCGGGGUUCGCAGGGAUUAACUGCUCUGAAAUCAUUGGAAAAGAAAAUUGCAACAAACAAUGCCUAAACGGACUGUGUGUACAAGGGACACCAGCUUCCUUGAAAUGUGACUGUCAUCCAGGGUAUUCAGGUUCUCUUUGUGACGUGAGGAGGACUCCAUGUUUGUCCAACCCAUGCAAAAAUAGUGGGAAGUGCACAGAGACUGCUGAAGGAUAUACCUGCUCCUGCCCAGAAGCGUUUGUGGGUCCGCACUGUGACACAGAGUUGAACAGCACUUGCGUCUCAUACGGAUGUCAAGCCGAGCCGCCGUGCUCUGAUGAGGAACACCCAUCCGCGUGUGUGUGUGAGGAGGGAGGCCCCGCAGGCGUACGCAGACAAUGCAGGAGGGUGCGACAGCCGUGCGCCUCCUCUCCCUGUCUCAACAACGGCAGCUGUGUAUCCCUUGGUGACGAUUACACCUGCAGAUGCCUCAGAGGGUUUACCGGGAAGAACUGUGAGGAAAUAAUUGACUACUGCAGGCUGCUCAGUAUUAACUGUCUGAAUGAAGGAUUGUGCCUCAACCUAAUUGGCGGGUAUAAUUGUCUCUGCGCGCCCGGGUGGACAGGAGAGGUUUGCCAGCAUGUGGAGAAUGCCUGCCUGAUUUAUCCAGAGGGCUGCAAGAACGGAGCCACAUGCAUAAGUAUAAGCCAGCCUACGGCCCCCCCACGCUACACCUGCAAAUGUGCUCCCGGCUACGCAGGAAGACACUGUGAGGCCGAAGUAGACGAGUGCGAUUCCAACCCUUGCCGGCACAACGGAACAUGCAGCGACUUGGUGGGAUCUUACCGGUGCACUUGUCCCCCAGGAUUCUUUGGAGCGAGUUGCGAGAUGGAUGUAGAUGCCUGUGCUCUUCCAAAUACCACAUGUCCCCCGAAGACUGUGUGUUUGGAUUUACCUGAUGGGUUAAGGUACACGUGUCGCACGCCGUGUCCCCAACACAUACAGCCCUGUGCCAACGGAGGCCGCUGUAUUCUUAACAAUGCCACCAGCUACAGUUGUGUUUGUCCUCCCGGGUGGGCAGGCCACAACUGCCUCGUCAACAUCAACGACUGCAAUCAACACUGGUGCCAGAAUGAAGCCACAUGUGUCGACAAGGUCAACGGCUACAGCUGUCUUUGUCCUGCCGGUUACACUGGCACCUACUGUGAAGUCGAUAUUGACUAUUGUGUUGGGAAUCGGUGUUCGGACCACGGCACCUGUCUGGACCAAGAGCAGAACUACACCUGCCGAUGCUCACCGGGGUACGAGGGCAGAUUCUGUGAGACGAGGGUGAACCAGUGUCGAAGUUCCCCCUGCUCCAACGGAGCCACCUGUAUUGAAACUGCACAUGGUUACCAGUGCCUGUGCGCUCCGGGUUAUGAAGGAAGUACCUGCUCAGAAAAUGUGAAUGACUGCUGGUCUAGGCCCUGCUUGAAUGGAGGUUCUUGCAAGGAUCUCACCAAUGGCUUUACUUGUUUUUGUCCUAUUGGGUUCCAGGGUAAAGACUGUGCUGUGGACAUCGACCUCUGCAGUCUAGGUUUGUGUCAGGAGCAUGCAUUGAAAUGUAUCGAGACGGAGGAUGGAAACAAUGUCACUUGCAUCUGUGAGAAAGGCUUUGGCGGCCCAUUCUGCGAGGUAAAUCAAAACGAUUGCGAAUCGAUGCCGUGCCAAAACGGUGCCGUGUGUGUGGACGGUGUCGACACGUAUCGGUGUUUCUGCCCUGAGGGUUUUGAGGGUGACUCCUGUGAAAUUACCAAUAAUGAAUGCGACUAUGGAUUUUGCACAAACAAUUCCACCUGCAUUGACUUGCCUGGAGAUUAUACCUGCGUUUGUCCAGAAGGAUUUACAGGUAAAAACUGCUCUGUGGCGAUCUUCAAGUGUGCGGAGAGGGUGUGUCCAACCGACGGCACCUGCAGCUCCACCCAAGGCUUGGGAGGCGAGGGCUGCUCAGAGCUGGCUGGAGAGUGUGUGUCGAAUCCGUGCGAACCCACGGGGACCCGCGCCUGUGUGGAGCAGGUGAGCGGCUUUAAGUGCGUGUGCCGCCAUGGUUACGCGGGGAGGCUCUGCGAAACACCCAUAAGCCACUGCGUCCACGGGCUGUGUCAACACGGAUCAAAGUGUGUGGAUCUCCGUGGAGGCUUCACAUGCGAGUGUCUCUUUGGGUUGACUGGGAGAUUCUGCGAAGUAAACAUUGAUGAUUGUGCACACAAUCCAUGCGGCGUUCUCAGCUUCUGCAAAGAUGCUCUCGAUGGCUAUGAUUGUUUUUGUGCGCCUGGAUUUAUUGGCAAUAACUGUGAGAUUGAAGUGAACGAGUGUCUGAGCCAGCCGUGCCUGAAUGGAGGCUCCUGCUCGGACGAGCUCAACGGCUUCAGCUGCCAGUGCCCAUACGGAGUCGCAGGUGACCUCUGUGAAGUUAGUGUUGAUGAGUGUCAGUCAUCACCAUGCCACCACAACGGCACCUGUAUUGACCUGGCGUUCGGCUAUAAGUGCAUCUGCCUUCCUGGUUUCACAGGCCCCGAAUGUGAGCUGGACAUUGAUGAGUGUGCCUCGUCCCCUUGCAAGAAUGGAGCCACUUGCAUUGACCAGCCUGGUAAUUACUCCUGCCAGUGUGUGGCUCCAUUUAAAGAAAUUAUCAGAGGACUGAACUGUGAGUUCUUGCCCUGCGAGGCCAGCAACCCAUGCGAGAACGGCGCAGAGUGCGUGGCGGCGACCGACCAGGAUCGCUUCCCCCUAGGCUUCCGCUGCCUGUGCCAGAGGGGCUUCGCCGGGCCGCGCUGCGAGAUCAACCUGGACGAGUGUAGCUCCAGCCCCUGUCUCCAUGGCUUCUGCUACGACGUGGUUGACGGCUUCUCCUGCCUCUGCAACCCCGGCUACGCGGGCGUCAGGUGUGAACAGGACGUCGACGACUGCGACGGCAACACGUGUGCAAACAACUCGACGUGUGUGGACCUUCACAUGGGCUACCAGUGUGUCUGCGCUCCAGGUUGGGAAGGGGAUCUUUGCCAAGAGGAGGUGGAUGAGUGUGCGUCAGAGCCAUGCAAAAACAACGGCACCUGUGUAGACCUCUUAAACAGCUACAGGUGCUUGUGCACCCUAGGCUGGACGGGGUCAGACUGCGGCGAGGACAUAAACGAGUGCGACUCGGCGCCCUGCCUGAACGGAGCGCGCUGCGUCCAGUCCGAGGUCCCUGGGGAGUUCUCCUGCACCUGCCCCCCGUUCUUCACCGGCCCUCUGUGCAGGGUGCCCUUUGACCCCUGUGACCCCCAGCACAGCCCCUGCCGGCACAACUCCACCUGCCUCACUCGACCAGAUGGCACGACCUCCUGCAACUGCCUGGCUGGUUUUGAGGGAACCCACUGUGAAAUUGACAUCAACGAGUGUGGCUCAAGUCCAUGCCAAAACCAGGGUUAUUGUGUGGACGGGAUCAACGGUUACACUUGUGACUGCAAACCAGGGUUUUCCGGUAGGCUCUGUGAUGAAGACAUCAAUGAGUGCGCCUCCAGCCCUUGCCAAAAUGGAGGCAUUUGCCAAGACCUUGUGAAUAGCUUCCGCUGUAACUGUCCGCCAGGCUACUUCGGGGCCCUGUGCAGCCUGGACGUGAACGAGUGCGAGGCGUCCCCGUGCCUCCACGAUGGUGUCUGUAUCAACAGGCCCGGGGGCUUCAGAUGCAUCUGUCUCCCCGGCUUCUCAGGAACAUGGUGUGAGUUAAACGUCAAUGAAUGCCACUCAGACCCGUGCCAAAACAAUGGAAGAUGUGUGGACGGUCCCAAUGGCUAUCAGUGUUGGUGUGCAAAGGGGUUCACUGGCUCCGACUGCGAAACCAAUAUUGAUGAGUGCUUGUCAAACCCUUGUCUUCGUGGCAGCUGUGUUGAUGGCACUGGGACCUUUCACUGUCACUGUGAGCUGGGGUGGACCGGCUAUACGUGUGAAACAAACAUAGACGAAUGCAAGUCCAGGCCUUGUUUGAAUGGAGGAUCUUGUGUGGACCUCACUGAUAAAUAUGCCUGCUUUUGCCUGGAUGGAUAUACUGGAAAGAACUGUGAAGUGGACAUCAACAUAUGCCAGCAAAACAUGUCUUUGUGUUUCAAUGGAGGGACAUGUUUGGAUGGGCCUGGUUCCAAUUUCACCUGCAGCUGCCCACCAGGCUUCGUUGGUGAUUUCUGUGAGGUGGAUCACAAUGAAUGCUGCUCCGAACCCUGUCAAAAUGGGGCCGUCUGCCAGGACCUUACCAACGGAUACUACUGUCACUGUAGACCAGGUUGGACAGGCCUUCACUGCAAGGAUGACAUUAAUGAGUGCCUGCCGCAGCCAUGCAACCAAGGGAUGUGCAUCCAGAACGAUCCAGGCCAUGGCUACACCUGUUUCUGUCGGCCCGGAUUUGUGGGGAGCCACUGUGAACACAAUUACGAUGAUUGUCUGCUACACCCGUGCCCCGACGGCUACGCCUGUGUGGACGGCAUCAACAGAGCCAGCUGCGUGCCUGAUGAGCCCGGUGUCCUGUCUGUGCCAGCGACGGCGCAGCCCCCGUGGGGCCCCGGAUCCGGCACCCUUUUUCCACUGCCAACCGCCACCAUCCUGCCAAUUCCUGUGCUGCAGAACACUGAGCCAACAGACGUCAGCUACGUGAGGUAUUCAGGUGACUCCUACCUAGAGUUCCAAGGAGUUGACCUGGGAACGGCGAGCACAAUCACCAUGAGAUUUCAGACCCUGGAAGUCAAUGGCACUCUUCUAUAUUCAGACCAAGGACGUGAUGUCAGUGCCUUCUUCUUCAUUAAGCUCUUCAUCCAUGAAGGCACACUUCAGUAUGACUUCUCAUGCAACCAAGAGGAGGGCAUUCGCCAGAUCAAUACCAGCAUACAUGUUGCUGAUGGGGCAGAGUAUCUGGUUCAUGUCAGACAGUAUCUAGCUCCCUGUGAGGCUGAAGUGGCGGUGUCUGGCUAUGAGAGAGUUCGGAGCAUCCCUAGCAACUACUGGUCUGGCCUUACGAUUCAGAGGACAAGCCGUCUGUUUUUAGGGGGUCUACCACUCAGUUACCUGCCUUACAAGGGUGCUACGCCUUUCUACAACUAUUCUGGCUGCAUGGAGGUGAUAGAAAUUAACAAGCUCAGAGGGUUUUUCAUAUCCGCUGCCAUAUCUGGAAGUAAUGUCAAGAACUGCAGACGUGGAUGGAAUAAUGACACCCCGACAGCAUCUACAGCGUCCCCUAUGGAAGUAACCACGACGACCGUAAGCAGUGCUCCAAACCGAACUGUCUGGUCUCCACCUCCAGUCCACCCCCCAGCGGCCUGUUACGAGGGGCUGUGCCACAAUGGUGGGACGUGCCAGCAGCUCUACCAGCCAACCGGGGCCUUGUCCUUCCGCUGUGACUGCCCUCUGCAUUUCUCGGGACGAUUCUGUGAAAAAGACACAACGGUGUAUUUCCCAUUUUUCAAUGGCACUUCUUACCUGGAGCUCCAAUCCCUCACAUCUCUGCUGCAGUCUGACAUUCUGGGAGCGACUUCCUCCCCCACGAGAGAGAGCACCGUUACUCUCUACUUGACUGUGAAAACGCGGGCUAGCAACGGCAUAAUCCUUUAUGCUCGGGAACAGAAUUUUGGAGAUCGGUUCCUCCACGUGUUCUUGCAGAACGGGAGGCCCGGUGCCAGAUUGGGCUGCAGUGGCAUUCGCCCUCUGAGUGCCGUCGCCGCUCGCAACAUCAGCAAUGACAAACUAACAGCCAUCACAGUGCGAUACCGGCUGCCCGUCGAAGGAGGCGUAGGCUUGUGUAUGAUUGAAGUAGCCGUAGAUAAUGGAACGGCAAGCCAGCAGAGAGAGUACCUGUCCCACCCAAUGUCGGAGGUGGCCUUGGGGCCGACGUUUCUGGGCGGCGUGCCAUCUCCCUCGGAGCUGCACGUGGAGGCCGGCAGGAUGCCCGGCUUCGUGGGCUGCAUCAGAGAGCUGCAGAUUAACACCAGGGAGCUGGACGUGGCCGCGGAGGCUGUGCGCGGCCGGAACAUCCUCAACUGCCACACAUCCGUCUGUCAACACCAGCCCUGCCGCAAUGGCGGCACAUGUGUCAGCGACGCAGAGGACUGGGCCUGCGUGUGUCCGCCGCUCUUCUCCGGCAAACUGUGCCAGUUCACAGCCUGCACCAGGAGCCCGUGUGCCCACGGCGCCACCUGCAUCCCCCAGUCCCAGACCGAGGCCGUGUGCGUGUGCCCAUACGGGCGCCGCGGGCUCCUGUGUGAGGACGCCAUCAACAUCACCCGUCCCCGCUUCAGUGGGAUAGAUGAGUUUGGGUACACAUCCUUCAUGGCGUACUCCCCCAUCCCCAGUGCCAACUUCUUCUACCAGUUCCAGCUGAAGCUCACGUUUGCCAACAACGGCUCGGCCAUGAAGAACAACCUCAUCCUCUAUUCCGGACAGAAAGGACAAGGUAUAAAUGGGGAUGACUUUCUGGUGCUGGGUGUGCGGAGUGGCCGCAUCGUCCACAAGUUCAACCUGGGCUCAGGUGUGGGGACUGUCGUCAGCGAGCGCCUCAACACCAGGAUCAGCAUUCACACUGUGCGCUUUGGCAGAUAUCUCAGGACUGGGUGGCUGAAGGUUGAUGGCCAAAAAAACAAGACAACAUCCUCUCCAGGGCAACUGGCUGGCUUGAACACCUUCAGUCAAUUUUAUGUUGGAGGAUACAAUGAGUACACUCCAGAGCUGCUGCCAGUGGGGGCCAGAUUCCAGAAUGGCUUUCAAGGUUGCAUAUUUGAUUUGCAAUUUCGGACCAGAGGAGACGGGAGGUUCAGAGCUCCAGGCCAGCCUGAAGGCCACCCCAUCAGUGGGCGCAGCGUGGGCCAGUGCGGCAUCAACCCCUGCUCCGUGGUCCGGUGCCAGAACGGAGGGACGUGCAUGGACUCCGGCUCCUCUGUGUACUGCCAAUGUCUUUUUGGAUGGAAAGGAGCUCUGUGCUCUGAGAUGGUGUCCGUGUGCGAUGCGGAACACAGCCCCCCACCCCUGUGUGCCAAGGGUUCCACCUGUGUGCCGCUCCCCAGAGGUUACACCUGUCUGUGUCCACUCGGCACAGCCGGACAGUUCUGCCAGCAAGCCUUGGCUAUUAGUGACCCUUACUUCAGUGGAAACCUGUCCUCCUGGAUGUCAUUCUCCCCAGUCAGUGUGAGACACAAGACACAUCUGCAGAUGCAGUUCCAGACUCUGUCAACAGAGGGCAUUAUGUUCUACAUGGCACAACACCUUACUGCCCGAGCAGGUGAUUUUCUUAGUGUGUCUCUGACCUCUGGAUUUGUUCAGCUGCGCUACAACUUGGGAGAUGACACAAUCAUGCUGCAAUCCACAAACAAGGUAGACCACACUGGCCAGAUCUGGCACAACCUGCAGACAGGGAGGCAAGGCGCUGACAGCUACCUCAUCCUGGAUGGAGAGGAGGUCACCCAGAACGCCACCGAGGUCAUGACAACCCUCGACGUAGCAACAGACAUCUUCAUUGGAGGGGUGUCCAUCCUGAGUGCAGUCACUGCCAGUGCGGUGGAAAACGAGCCUACUGGGUUCACCGGUUGCAUCCGAGAGGUUGUCGUCAACGGCAUCGACCUUGACCUCACCGAAAAAGGGGCGAUCAGUGGCGCCAAUGUCGGCGACUGGGAUGGGACGGCCUGUGGGUACAAAGUGUGCCAAAACGGUGGGCUCUGCCGCGCCAUUGGCCUGACCUCAUUCACCUGUGCUUGUACCCCUAUUUGGACAGGACCCAAGUGCGAGCAGUCUGUUUACUGCCUUGGCAACCUCUGUCGGUACGGUUCCCUCUGCAUUGCGAAUGUGACGGCCUCUUCCUACUCCUGCAUGUGCUCUCUCGGAUGGAAUGGGCCAUACUGCAACGAGCCAAUGUCUAUGAACGCCGUCAAGUUUGUUGGCAAUUCAUAUUUGAAAUACAGAGACCCCCAGUACUAUCAAAGGAAUUUGAGAUACACCCAAAUCUCACUGAAUUUCACCACAAGCAAAGACGAUGGGCUGAUCGUGUGGAUGGGUAGGGCACAGAAUGAGGAUGAUGACUACCUGGCUGUUGGACUUCAGGAUGGCCACCUCCAGAUUGCCAUAAACCUUGGAGAGAGGAUCCCUGUCCCUCUUGUAUACCCAAACGUCACGUUGUGCUGUGACAACUGGAAUUUUAUAACCAUUGUUCACAACAGGACUGUAAUCCAGGUGUUCUUGGACGGAGACAGAGUCAUUUUUGAGGAUGUUGAUCCCUUUGAGCGCUACGUUGCCAUAAAUUAUGAUGGUGUUUAUUAUUUUGGAGGGUUUGAGCUGAAUAGAAAUGUGUCAGCCAUAACAUCUGGUCUUUUUUCUACAGGUUUUGAGGGUAGCAUUAAAGAUGUUAUUUUAUUCCAAGACACCAGAAAGCUGCAGUUUCUCCAAAGCUAUGAGGGCUUUAAUGUUUACAAAGGUGACGAGUAGCAGAUUAAAUAUUUAUAAUUCAUUUGAUUAAGGUUUUUUUAGUUUUUUGUCAUCAAUGUGAAUUUUCCUUUGUUGUAAAGUAUGGGCCAGUCAGGAUGUGUGUUAUUUGUUUCUCGUGAAAAGAAAGGAAUUUUUAAAGUGACUCAUACAAACGUACCCAGUAAGGAGCGAUAAAAGCAUUGAGGUGGGGCCAUUGCCUUAGAAAUACCUAUGUAAAGCAGACGGUUGCAUAUGUUGUCUGCAACCUGUAAAUAUCUGCAAGUGUGUAGGUUUUCAAUAGUUUUCUCAUAAAGAAGAGGAAUUUUAUUCAGAAGGUGCUACAAAAGUUAAUAACAUCGCCAUAUCUUUUCCCCCAAAUAUUAAUGUCUUAUUUUGGUGCUGUCAUUUACUGUUUAUUUCCACGGACCUAUUCAGCAAUCUUUGCUUAUA
Clupea harengus (Atlantic herring) is the source of this 10180-nucleotide messenger RNA. RefSeq names its product eyes shut homolog (gene eys). The record is from RefSeq and is a predicted model, not a curated record. The transcript is spliced from 52 exons. NCBI's taxonomy places the organism in Eukaryota, Metazoa, Chordata, Actinopteri, Clupeiformes, Clupeidae. Gene Ontology annotation, biological process: Notch signaling pathway. The coding region runs from base 506 to 9751 and encodes 3081 amino acids. Gene Ontology annotation, molecular function: Notch binding; calcium ion binding.